CGUACUUCGACCCAUACCUUGGGUUAUCCGUUAGUAUGUAGCACCUCGGAAGAACCAUGAACGUCUUUGGUAAAGCUUUCUCUUCACGGUCUCUUCCUCCUGCCAAUCUCUUUCUUCUGCUUUUUUGCUACUUCGAGUAUAUCCUGCCGGCGAAUUCGAGACUGCUGAACGCGGAGCCCUCAAAGCUCCAUGUUCCGCACCUGAGUCGCAAGCUUAAGACUCUCCGCACUCGUGACCGGAAUGGAGGCGGGGAACCUUGCGGGCCUCCCCUGCCGGGCUCAGAUAAGUACAGUACCUUAGGCUACCUCCAUACCAGGCAAAUCCAAGAACAGCGUCUGGGUUGACUUGGCCGGCUCGGAUCGGUUUGUCACAUACGGUGCAUUGUUAAAUAGAGGGUACUAUGCGACCAAGAGACCGAGCUGUCUUGUUGUCAUCACUGACAUCGGAAAGGUGUGCAGUCCCAACGCAGCGCAUGUCUGUUGACUGCCAGAAUGGCUCGGAUCAUCGAAUGGAUACAACUGAAGUCUAAGCUGGGCGGGGGUUCCACUCAGGGGAAGAGGUCGAUCAACACAUGCCGGGCUAGGUGUUGCAUCGUCGCAUCUGACUCGGGCUUAUUCCUGGGUUCUUGAUAGGUAACUUAAGGAGGUGCGCUGACAGCGCAAUGUAUUGUUUUCCGGGAUAUCGACAGUAUCAACAUUUUAAUCCGCCAGGCACCUCACUGAGAUGGUAUCUUUCGGCGCAGGAGCUGUCGCAGAACUCCCGUCGCCGAUGUCGGUUAGAGAGCAGUUACGUCACAACGCUAACCAUCACUCUCCGGGCACGCAAGCAGCGGCGCUUUG
Parathielavia appendiculata is the source of this 839-nucleotide messenger RNA. RefSeq lists its product as uncharacterized. NCBI's taxonomy places the organism in Eukaryota, Fungi, Ascomycota, Sordariomycetes, Sordariales, Chaetomiaceae. The record is from RefSeq and is a predicted model, not a curated record. The transcript has a single exon. Bases 57 to 344 code for a protein of 95 amino acids.